Messenger RNA from Arvicanthis niloticus (Nile rat), 2304 nucleotides. The record is from RefSeq and is a predicted model, not a curated record. NCBI's taxonomy places the organism in Eukaryota, Metazoa, Chordata, Mammalia, Rodentia, Muridae.
GCAGGGACCGCUUUCUCGGUGUCCUGCCUGCAGCGCUCCUUGAGGGUGGAUAACCUUUAGGGUGACAAGAGGACUCAGGAGCUACUACUGCACGCAGCCCAGGGCGGCUCGGGACAGACCACAGAUUUAAUCCUCCCACUUGGCGACCCCCAGGGUAGGAAGGGGACAGAGCUACAGCCUGAGUAUGGCCACUGCAACGUGCGAACCUGUGGCCAGACCCAGCCUGACCUCCAUUUCAUCAGGGGAGCUGCGCAGCCUGUGGACGUGCGACUGCGAGCUGGCCCUGCUACCCCUGUCGCAGUUGCUCCGCCUACAACCUAGCGCCUUCCAGCUGCGUGGUGAGCAGCUCGUGGUUCCCGGACCCGGGGAACCCGGGGCAGCGCGAGGGGGCUUCAACGUCUUUGGGGACGGCCUAGUGCGCCUAGACGGGCAGCUCUACCGCCUCAGCAGCUACAUCAAGAGAUACGUGGAACUGACCAACUACUGUGAUUAUAAAGACUACAGGGAAACGAUACUGAGCAAGCCCAUGCUAUUCUUUAUUAACGUGCAGACCAAGAAGGACAUCUCAAAAGAAAGGACCUAUGCGUUUCUUGUGAACACAAGGCACCCCAAGAUAAGAAGACAGAUAGAGCAAGGGAUGGACAUGGUCAUUUCCUCAGUGAUUGGAGAAAGCUAUAGACUUCAGUUUGAUUUCCAGGAAGUAGUGAAGACUUUUUUUCCUCCAGGAACUAUCGUGCUGAAUGGAGAGAAUUUGAGCUUCGCUUACGAGUUCAAGGCGGAUGCCCUGUUUGAUUUCUUCUACUGGUUUGGGCUCAGCAAUUCCACUGUGAAAGUGCACGGAAAGGUUCUGAACUUGACAAGUACGAACCCAGAAAAGAAAGAAACCAUUAAGUUAUUUCUGGAAAAAAUGAGCGAACCUCUAAUCCGAAGGAGUAGUUUCUCCGAUCGGAAGUUUAGUGUCACAUCUAGAGGUUCAAUAGAUGAUGUUUUUAACUGCAACCUGUCACCCAGAUCAUCAGUUACAGAACCGCUUUUGGCAGAAUUCUCAUUUCCAAGUGUUCAGGAAUCUGAAGAGACAUCCAGCCAACUUAUCUGAUUCGUCUGAACGUUCUAGAUGUUGCCCUUGGAGGUCUGUGGCACACAGUGGGUUGAAGGGGUAAGAGGAAGCAGGGGUGGACAUUUCCAUCCCUUUGCCAGCCUCUGACCCUCCAAGGUUCUGUAGAGAACCCCUUUUCCCAUUUCCCUUAGGUACGGUGCCCUGGCAGGCCCAGUGGCUUCCAUCAGGGGUAUGAUUAUGGGAUGGAAGGACAUUGUCUCUAUGGCAUAAGGUGUCAUUGACAUUGAACACUUCUCUGAAGAAUCUGGGGAAUUCAAUCACCCAUGAACUUUGCUUAGCACCCAGGCACUCUGGAGACCUUCCUGGCAACCUCUGCGGGAGGCACCUGACUGGGAUGCUAACCCAUGAUGUUUCCUGGAUCACAGAAUGGCCCUCUGCAGCCAGCAGCCCCAGCAAGCCUGGAGGGGGGAGGUGUGUGUGUGUGUGUGUGUGUGUGUGUGUGUGUGUGUGUGUGUGUGUUAAGCUCUUCUCUUGCAAAUGUGUUAGGUAAAGCCAGUACCAAUAUUUCCCUGGGAAACAAGUCUGAUGUCCAUCCUGCCAGUGUGAUGAACAUUCAAGAUACUGGCUGCUAAAAGAUCUGCAGGCAGCCGGCAUGAGCCCGCCCUGAAAUGUAAAGCCAGGUGAUACACCAAUCAACCAGUGACAGGAGAGGGUCCACUUCCCUGCAGGUACAGCAUACAAGUUGGUGUUUGAAAUAUGCUUUAGCAAUCUUAAUAUGAAAAGAAAAGCCCAGGUAGACUAAGCCAUUACCACAGUACAUUGGAUAAUCAGGAUGCUUUCUGCCUCACAGCUCCAGUGGGAUUCACUGAAAGGGAAAAAAAAUCCAAUCUAAAUCUAAAAGUUUGCAUGAGUGGCCAGACAUGGCCACCUGUAAUCCUAGCACUCAGGAGGUGGAGGCAGUAGAAUGAGGGGUUCAAGACCAUCCUUGGCUACAUAGGGAGUUCAAGGCCAACUUGCUCUAUUAAUACAGAAAACUGUCUAAUAAAAACAAACCUCCAUCAUUGCACAUGUGAAUUCCACCUAUACUCAUAAGAAGGCAGAUUUAUGGGCCCCUUGUAGCAUCUUUUCUGUCCUUCUAAAAGUGUAUUCCCAUGCUACAUAUUUUGAUAGCAAUGUUGAUGGCCUGUCACUUGUAUCUGAAAUGUUACCUAGUAUAUAUGCACAAUUAAAACUUUUCUUAGCAUUCA